Messenger RNA from Melanotaenia boesemani (Boeseman's rainbowfish), 844 nucleotides. It is a transcript of the gene cart4, whose product is annotated as cocaine- and amphetamine-regulated transcript 4. The transcript has 4 exons. The record is from RefSeq and is a predicted model, not a curated record. NCBI's taxonomy places the organism in Eukaryota, Metazoa, Chordata, Actinopteri, Atheriniformes, Melanotaeniidae. The coding region runs from base 50 to 382 and encodes 110 amino acids. Gene Ontology annotation, molecular function: neuropeptide hormone activity. Gene Ontology annotation, biological process: negative regulation of appetite; adult feeding behavior; G protein-coupled receptor signaling pathway.
AAAAUUAUUUUCGUGGCAUUUAAAAGUUUUUGAAAGAUAUCUUUUGGAGAUGGACAGCAUGCGAGCAGUCGUCUACCUGUCUGUCUGUUUGUCUGUGAUGACAUCAGUCUGUCAGGGUGAAAGGUCGUCCGAAAACCAGCUGCCGUCUGCAACAGAUGAGCAGAUCCUCGGACUCACAACUGGUGAACUGGCUGAAGCUCUACAGGGCCUCCUGGAAGAAGCCGACAGCAGAGUCGGGCUCUCUGUGGAGAAGAAGGCCAGCGUCAUCCCACGGUGUGAUGUAGGUGAGCGUUGUGCGAUGAAACAUGGACCUCGUAUUGGUCGCCUCUGCGACUGUCUGAGAGGAACAGCUUGCAACACCUUCUUCCUGCGAUGCUACUGAACACCUAAACACAUAAUUACCUCUAUAUUUGUCUGGACAUAACAUCUAAACCCUGAGCCUAAAAUCACUUCUGAGUUCUUACACAGAGCAGACUGUCCUUAUAAAAAUAGAGGUUCACACUGUCACACACACACACACACACACCUGGCUGUGUCUCUGCAUGUUUGUCUUUGUUUUAACGUUUAUGUGUCUGUCCUUUCAGAUUAAUUUAUUUUUGUUAAUAAAGAUUCUUCAUAAAGCUGCAUGCCUCCAAUGACUUCAUGACUUACAUAUCACCUCUUCACCUUCUGAAUCACAUGAGAGUUUUAACUUUGACUGUUGGAGCAUAAAAUGACUUUAGGAUAAACUUCAGGAUAUUUUUCACACAGUGUUAACUAUUGACUGUUAUAUUUAAAACCUUAGAAUUUAUCACCUGUAUUUCAUCAAUUCAUUAUCUGAAAAUGUUUUUAAGUCUCUCCAACU